Molecule: messenger RNA, 1254 nt
Organism: Trichosporon asahii var. asahii CBS 2479
Lineage: Eukaryota; Fungi; Basidiomycota; Tremellomycetes; Trichosporonales; Trichosporonaceae
Product: Glutaryl-CoA dehydrogenase, precursor
Exons: 3
Coding region: 1-1254 (417 amino acids)
Biological process (GO): fatty-acyl-CoA biosynthetic process; fatty acid beta-oxidation using acyl-CoA dehydrogenase
Cellular component (GO): mitochondrial inner membrane
Molecular function (GO): glutaryl-CoA dehydrogenase activity; flavin adenine dinucleotide binding; fatty-acyl-CoA binding
Source: RefSeq, a predicted model, not a curated record
AUGCUGAGAACGAUCCGCCCGCAAGCUGCCCUCCGCGCCGCCAGGCCGCAAGCCCGCACCAUGGCCAAGUUUGCGCCGUACAACUGGGAGGACCCGCUGAACAUGUCCUCCCUGCUUACGGAGGAGCAGCAGGCAAUCCACGAGACGGCGCGCACGUACGCGCAGGAGAAGCUCGUGCCCCGCAUCAAGGAGGGAUGGCGCACGGAGAAGCUGGACCUCAACAUUCUCAAGGAGAUGGGCGAGCUCGGUCUCCUUGGCCCUACGAUCCAGGGAUACGGAUGCGCCGGUACCGACUACAUCUCGUACGGACUCAUCAUGCGCGAGGUUGAGCGUGCCGACUCUGGCUUCCGCUCCGCCAUGUCCGUCCAGAGCUCCCUCGUCAUGACGGCCAUCAACCAGUUCGGCUCUGAAGCGCAGAAGGAGCAGUAUCUGCCGGGACUUGCGAAGGCGGACAUUCUGGGCUGCUUCGGCCUGACGGAACCCAACCACGGCUCGGACCCGUCGAGCAUGGAGACGACAGCCACGAAGAAGGACGGCGGGUGGGUGAUCAACGGGCAAAAGACCUGGAUCACGAACGCGCCCUACGGCGACUUCUUCAUCAUUUGGGCGACGACGGUCGAGAACGGCGUCCGCGGCAAGAUCCGCGGCUUCAUCGUCCCGCGCGAUGCGGGGGAUAUCCAGACCCCGCAGAUCACGAACAAGCUCGCCCUCCGCGGCUCCGUCACUGGAAGCGUGUUCAUUGACAACGUCCAUAUCCCCGCUGAGAAUGUGCUCGAGAAGAGCAAUGGGCUCGGAGCACCGUUCUCCUGCCUUAACCAUGCGCGCUACGGUAUCUCCUGGGGAGUCAUGGGCGCGCUCGAGGACUGCAUCGACAAGGCGCGCACUUACGCGCUCGAGAGGCACCAGUUCAACCGUCCCCUCGCCUCGUUCCAGCUGGUGCAGAAGAAGCUCGUCGACGCCUCAUCUGCCGCAACUCUGGGUCUCCUCGGCUCGCUCCACCUCGGCCACCAGAUCGACAAGGGCGUGUACAACCCCGAGAUGAUCAGCAUUCUGAAGCGGAACAACUGCGGCAACGCGCUGCAGCACAGCCGCAUCCUGCUCGACAUUCUCGGCGGAAACGCGUGUUCCGACGAGUACGGCAUUGGACGGCACGAGGCCAACCUCCAGGUGUGCAACACCUACGAGGGAACGUAUGACGUCCACACCCUCAUCCUCGGCAAGGCCAUGACGGGCAUCAGCGCUUUCGCCAACUAA